AUGUUUGUCUUGUAUUUAGUUGCCCUUGCUUCAUCUUCAAAUGAUGAUUCAUUAGAAAAGAACAUACUCGAAGAAGUAUCAUCAGAAUCAACAACAGUUGAAACCCAGGGUAACGCAUCUAAACCAGAAUUUGGUGUAUAUAAUACUACGAUUGAGUAUGAAUCUUAUUAUUAUAGUUUAACACCAAGUGUUACAAAAGGAAAUAUAUCAAUCAGUGCAGUAACAAAAGUCAAAACAAUUUCAGUAACUCAAGUAUUAAUUAACCGUGAAACACCACCACCAACUCCAACAUUACAAUACAAAUUUGUUUUUCUAAAGCCAUAUAUUCUAGUAGGAGUCCCUGCAUUAAUAUUGUUCUUAAUAGGAGCAAUAUAUGCAAUCUUCUGUAUGAGAAAAACAUCUAUUAAUUAUGCAAAUUAUCUCAAAAAUUUGAGCAAGGAGAAAGCCAAAAAUAAUAAUAGAGAUGAUGAUUCGAUGGAUGUCCUUGACAGAAGACCUAAGAGAAAGAGAGCUGCAACAAAAGUUGAGAAAAAGCCGUCUAGACAAAGAAUUCCGAAGAGAUCAACAACAGUACGUCAGCAUCGUCAUUAA
Messenger RNA from Trichomonas vaginalis G3, 591 nucleotides. RefSeq lists its product as uncharacterized. Lineage: Eukaryota; Parabasalia; Trichomonadida; Trichomonadidae. Bases 1 to 591 code for a protein of 196 amino acids. The transcript has a single exon. The record is from RefSeq and is a predicted model, not a curated record.